Messenger RNA from Nematolebias whitei (Rio pearlfish), 2687 nucleotides. RefSeq names its product transcription factor COE3 (gene ebf3b). Gene Ontology annotation, biological process: regulation of transcription by RNA polymerase II. Lineage: Eukaryota; Metazoa; Chordata; Actinopteri; Cyprinodontiformes; Rivulidae. The coding region runs from base 756 to 2480 and encodes 574 amino acids. The transcript is spliced from 16 exons. The record is from RefSeq and is a predicted model, not a curated record. Gene Ontology annotation, molecular function: DNA-binding transcription factor activity, RNA polymerase II-specific; RNA polymerase II cis-regulatory region sequence-specific DNA binding.
CGGGGAAAGAGGGCUUAGUUUUGCAUGUUCCCAUCCAUCGCGCGCGACGCGGAAAAAGAGGGGCCCCCUUCUCCACCUCUCCUGUGUGCGAGGAACACCUCCACUGGUGAUCAGCCUCUGCCUGCGUGCAUGUCUCGUGGAAGGAAGCAGCGGCUGCAAACCUUUUUCUAGGACUGGGAAGCCCGUGUGUUUUUCUUUUUUUUUAAUUUCCUCCUUUUUUUUUUUUUUUUUCGUUUCCCCCCCUCUCACCUCCUCAUCUUCCUCGCAUUCAACAAGAAGUCCUGAAGGUUUUGGAUGCGGUGCUUCAGGGAUGUGGGCACUUUGAGAGCAGCAGCAUCACCCACAAACACAAACAACUGACAUCGAUUUUUUUUUCUCCUCUCUCUGAAUAGCACCCAAAAAAAAAAAAAAAAAAGGAAGAAGAAGAAGAAGAGGGGAGAAAAGAGGAACAAUAGCAACUCCCCAAAAAUAAUAUAUUGAACAAUUUACUUUUGGAUACGGCUCUAAGUCCAGCACUUUGAGAAUUGUUCACAUCGGACGGACUGAGGAGGGGAGGCAGAGCUGUGGACCAGCUUCCAGCAACUUUCAACCGCCUGCGAAAAAUCACAACAUUCCAAAAUAAAAGCCCGGAAGGAUAACGCGCUUGGACGUUUAUUUCUUUAAUUUCGCAGGAGGCUCCUGUUUUUUUUUUUUUUUUCUUUCUUUUCUUAAUUCUUUUAAAUUUUUUUUCCCAUCCCAAACGCAAAUUGUCCUAAAUGUUUGGGAUUCAGGAAACUAUACCGCGGGGUGGGACGACGAUGAAGGAGGAACCGCUGGGUGGACUGAACUCCGUGCGCUCCUGGAUGCACACAGCUGGGGUGGUGGACGCAAACACAGCCGCGCAAAGCGGUGUCGGCUUGGCACGGGCACAUUAUGAAAAGCAGCCCCCCUCCAACCUCAGAAAAUCCAAUUUUUUCCAUUUCGUCCUGGCGCUGUAUGACAGGCAGGGUCAGCCCGUGGAGAUCGAAAGGACAGCUUUUGUGGACUUUGUGGAGAAGGAAAAAGAACCAACCAGUGAAAAAACUAACAAUGGAAUACAUUACAAACUACAGUUAUUGUACAGCAACGGCGUCAGAACAGAACAGGAUCUUUACAUUCGGUUAAUCGAUUCCAUGACGAAACAGGCUAUAGUUUAUGAAGGUCAGGACAAGAAUCCAGAAAUGUGCAGAGUUCUUCUCACUCAUGAAAUCAUGUGCAGCCGAUGCUGUGACAAGAAAAGCUGUGGAAACAGGAACGAGACUCCAUCAGACCCUGUGAUCAUUGACAGAUUCUUCCUAAAGUUCUUUCUCAAGUGCAAUCAGAACUGUCUGAAGAAUGCAGGGAAUCCACGAGACAUGCGCAGAUUCCAGGUUGUCGUGUCAACGACCGUCAAUGUGGACGGUCAUGUCUUGGCUGUCUCUGACAACAUGUUUGUACACAACAAUUCCAAGCAUGGGCGAAGGGCUCGCAGACUCGACCCUUCAGAAGCAGCCACCCCAUGCAUCAAGGCUAUCAGCCCCAGCGAGGGAUGGACCACUGGAGGAGCCACUGUCAUCAUCAUUGGGGACAACUUUUUUGACGGCUUACAAGUCGUGUUCGGCACUAUGCUUGUAUGGAGCGAGCUGAUAACCCCCCACGCCAUCCGUGUUCAGACUCCGCCUCGGCACAUCCCUGGUGUUGUGGAAGUCACGCUGUCCUACAAGUCCAAGCAGUUCUGCAAAGGUGCCCCUGGGAGAUUUGUCUAUACUGCCCUGAAUGAGCCCACUAUCGACUAUGGUUUCCAGAGGCUGCAGAAGGUCAUCCCCAGGCACCCUGGCGAUCCUGAGAGGUUACCAAAGGAGGUGUUACUGAAGAGGGCGGCCGAUCUUGUUGAAGCCCUGUACGGAAUGCCCCACAACAACCAGGAGAUCAUUCUUAAGAGGGCGGCAGACAUCGCAGAGGCCCUGUACAGCGUUCCCCGCAACCACAACCAGAUCCCCUCUCUCGCUAACACAGCCUCCCACGGCAUGAUGGGAGUCAACUCCUUCAGCAGCCAGCUAGCAGUCAAUGUGUCUGAGUCACAAGGGAACGACCAAGUGGGCUACAGCCGGAACACCAGCAGCGUGUCCCCUCGGGGCUACAUCUCCAGCAGCACCCCACAGCAGUCGAGCUACAACACAGUCAGCAACAGCAUGAAUGGCUACGGCAAUGCCGGUAUGAACCUGGGAGUGCCAAGCUCCCCUGGGUUCCUCAACGGAUCCUCUGCCAACUCCCCAUAUGGAAUUAAACAAAAGAGCGCCUUCGCCCCUGUGGUCCGACCCCAGGCCUCCCCACCCCCCUCCUGCACCAGCGCCAACGGCAACGGACUGCAAGGUGAGCCCCCCUCACCCCCUCAUCCCUUCCCUACGGACUACUGGUCAGAUACCGCUGCUCAGGCCUCUGUCCGGUUUGCCAUGUCCGGCCUGGUCGUCCCUCCAAUGUAAAAGCACUUUUGUCAUCUCAAGCACUAGUCGACACACUACCACUUCACGGGACACCCCCCCACCCCCUCCCCACUCCCAAAGCACACUGCAAAAUGGUGGUGUAAUGUAUAGUCAACCGCUUGUUCUAAAGAAAGAAAAAAGUUCUUAUUUCUUUUUAAUGACUGCCACAACCUACGGGACAAAAAAAAAAAAAAAAAAGGAUUUCAU